AUCUGAAUGUGGCAAAAGUUUAAUCAGAACAGAUCCCUUUGGAUUCAUGGAAGAACUCACCCAGAAGAGAUGCCCUACAAGUGCUUCCAAUGUGGUAAAUCCUUUAAGAAAAAUGACAACUUAGUGAUACAUCUGAGGACUCACACAGGAAAUAAACUCUUUGAUUGUCCUGAUUGUGGGAAAAGUUUCAGUAAGAAUUCCAGCCUGGUAAGUCAUCAAAGGGCUCACACAGGAGAGAAACCCUUUGAAUGUCCUGUUUGUGGGAAAGGUUUCAGUAAGAAUUCCAGCCUGGUAAGACAUCAGAGGACUCAUAUAGGAGAGAAACCAUUUGAAUGUCCUGUUUGUGGGAAAGGUUUCAGUGAGAAUUCCAGCCUGGUAAGACACCAGAGGACUCACACAGUUGAGAAACCCUUUGAAUGUCCUGAUUGUGGGAAAGGCUUCAGUAAGAAUUCUGACUUGGUGAACCAUCAGAGGACUCACACAGGAGAGAAACCCUUUAAAUGUCCUGUUUGUUGGAAAAGUUUUGGUCAGAAUUCUCGCCUGGUGAGCCAUCAGAGGACUCACACAGGAGUAAAACCCUUUGAAUGUCCGAUUUGUGGGAAAAGUUUCAGUCAGAAUUCCAACCUGGUGAAACAUCAAAGGACUCACACAGGAGAUAAACCCUUUAAAUGUCCUGUUUGCGGGAAACGUUUCAGUCAGAAUUACAACCUGGUGAGCCAUCAGAGGACUCACACAGGAGAGAAACCCUUUGAAUGUCCUGAUUGUGGGAAAAGUUUCAGUGAGAAUUCCAGCCUGGUGAAACACCAGAGGACUCACACAGGAGAAAAACCCUUUCAAUGUCCUGUUUGUGGGAAACGUUUCAGUCAGAAUUCUGUCCUGGUGAACCAUCAGAGAACUCACACAGGAGAGAAACCCUUUGAAUUUCCUGAUUGUGGGAAACGUUUCUGUUACAAUUCCAACUUGGUAAGACAUCAGAAAAUCGACACAGGAGAAAUGUGAACCUGGUGAUAUACCGGAAGACUCACAGAGGAGACAGAUCUUUCUGUGGAUGAUGCUUCUGGCAUGCAUUGUUCAUUAUUGGCCACAUGGAAAUCCAACUGAGGGAAGUUGAUGAGUUUGAAUUUCAUUUCUCAUCUCUCAUUAGGAGUGUAGGUGAAAACAUAUCUCAGAAUUAGAUUUGUAAGUGGAGAGAAAAUGGAAAAUGACUAACCUGUUUCUCGUUAUCAGCAGCAAUUUCAUUUUUGGAAAAGUAGUGGAAUUCCUCAAAAAGGCUUUUGGGUGGUGUUUUUUGUAUAUUGAUUAUGGAAUUCCCACACGUGGAAUUUCUGUCUUCUACCUUGGUGUCCUCCAUAUUUUGAGCCCCAGAAUUCCCCAGUCACCAUAAAAGUAGUCCUCUAGAUACAACUGUAAUGGGGCCUGUCAGUUACGGUUGCAUCUUGCAGUGGUUGUUAAAUGAGAUUACUUUGCUUAAAUACCUAUCCCCUUCUCUCCCCGAGGAAGCUGUUAAACAAAUGUUCAAGUCAUUAAGCAGAACAGUGACUACCUCAGGGUUGUGGGAAUCUCUUGGAGGCCUAGCCUCCACUACCCACCCUUUGGGUCCGCACAGGCAUUUUCCUAUUCCCACUCAGUCCCUACAGUUGUUAGGCCUGACUCCCAACCCACCAGGCAUCACAGCCUCCUCCUUCUCCAUACCUUUCGAAGAUCUCUGAACCUCAUGUUGGUGAAGGAAAGCAAGAACGCAUUUGUGGGCUUCAUGACUCUGUCAUGGAAGCAGCUGUUAUUUUGAGUGUGCCUGGGAUUCAUGCCUGGUCAUGUGGCAGACUUGUGGAAGUAGCUGCCAUUUUGUCAUGCCUGCCUCUGUAUCAAAAUGGUGGCUGCUUCUGGGUCAUUGUUACUAGGACAAAAUAUUCAGUUUUACAGUAGACUGUAGACUGCAUAAAGGAAUUGUGGGUGCACUGAAAAUGAUGGCUGCCUCUGAGAAAUCCCCAAAAGGGCAGGCCAAGUAUCCCUGGGCCGUAUGCUAAUUACCACUUGUGCCAGUAUUGUGCUGUAUAGCGCUGCCACUGCUGAAAAAACCCAAUGUAGUCCCAGGCUGCAUCAACAGGGGCAUAGUGCCAGGGACAAGAAUCAGUGAUAAGAGUUCCAUUACACUGUACUGGUGAUAGCAGAUCUAGAAUAUUGUGUCAAGUUCUGGCCACCAUGAUACAACCAAUCCCAUGUUGCUAUGAUUCUAUAAAUUUAGAGGUAGUUUCGAAAAUAGGUCCACAGUAGCACCAUAAACGUAGUUGUGGUUAAGGGAUUUUUUCAAAAGGUUAUUUUAUUCAAAAUAUUAA
Notechis scutatus (mainland tiger snake) is the source of this 2333-nucleotide messenger RNA. The record is from RefSeq and is a predicted model, not a curated record. Lineage: Eukaryota; Metazoa; Chordata; Lepidosauria; Squamata; Elapidae.